Messenger RNA from Saccostrea cuccullata (small rock oyster), 2160 nucleotides. RefSeq lists its product as uncharacterized. NCBI's taxonomy places the organism in Eukaryota, Metazoa, Mollusca, Bivalvia, Ostreida, Ostreidae. Bases 1 to 2160 code for a protein of 719 amino acids. The record is from RefSeq and is a predicted model, not a curated record. The transcript is spliced from 2 exons.
AUGAAUGGAAAGUUUUCUCAACUUUGUAUAGCACCUGAAAUUUUUCAAAAUGGACUCCAUAAGAAGCACACAAAUAGAAAAAAUUUCCCUUUAAUCAUUUUUAGAAAGUUGGCCUUACAACAAAUAUCAGAGACAGUGUUUGUAGGACUGUGUCAGAAAGUGGGGACUUUACAACUUGUGGCCAUGAGGAGAGAUGUGUUGGAUAUCAGUGAGAUGGUGGAAAAUCAAGUGAGAAGUAAUGGGUUCAGUAGAAUGUUUAGUGGAAGUCAAAGAGAGGGAUUCCGACUGAAAGGAUCAGAUUUUGACGAAAUGUUUUGGCCAAAUAAUCACCGUGUGAUCUGGGACUUAUCUCAGUCUCAGUAUUACAAUACACACAGACAAACACUGAUCCUCUGUGACUGUUCUGAUAGUCCACCAGGAUUUACUUUGUUAUAUUUACUGUCACCAACCAUGUACGGAGACAUCCAGGGGAGUUGUGUUAGAAUGAAAAACAGACAUUAUAUAUCUAGUUCUAAGUACAGACAGAUGGCGUGUUCUGUAAACUAUACUCAACACGGACCCUGUGCCCUUAGAACAAUUGGAGAAACAGAUUUUGAUAAUGCCGUCUGUUUUGUUAGUGACUUUUGGCCUCCAUCUGCCUCCUCAUUGAUAGACAGGUGUCAUUCAUGGCCUCAGCCUCGUGUUGUUGAUGAUAUAGUAAAAAAUGGAUGUCACUUUGUAGCAAUUGGACAUAAGCUAGGAAAUCAUGAAGACCUUGAAUGGAGAAUUUCUUUCUCUCUCGCAGAACAAAAACUUGUCUAUGCAAUGAACCACUGUCAAUAUUUAACUUACGGCUUGCUUAAAUUGUUCUUGACAGAAAUAAUUAACAAUGGAGUAGGUGAUGAUGAUAAAUUACUGUGUUCCUAUCACAUGAAGACAGCAGUUUUCUGGGUGGUUCAACAAAAUACAAUACCUCACUGGUGUCCACAAAAUUUACUGGGAGGUUUCUGGGUCUGUUUUAAACUUAUCCUCAAAUGGGUGUAUGAGGGAGUUUGUCCUAACUUUUUCAUUCCAGAAAACAACAUGUUUCUGAGCAAAAUUCAUGGUGAAGCACAACAUCAACUAUUUAUGAGAUUGUAUGGGUUGUAUAAGACGGGUUUAACAUUUCUGCUAAACAGUCCCUCCAUUAGAUCUUAUAUUAUGACUUUCCUCCAAAUCAUAAAUGUACUUCAUAACCCCGACCUCUCCAUAUGUACAGAUGAACAUUUUGUGAUUUCUGAGGCUGAGUUUGAUAGAUGUCUAUAUGAUGCAAUAAUACUUAUACAAAUAAUAAACGAACUGGACAUACAAAGCUGCAUAAGAUAUUUAUAUACAAUAGAGCAGAUGAUAGGUUUACCCCUCCUGACACAGUAUCAAGUUCUCAGGCUACAGAGACAUACAGCUUUUGCUCUUCAGAACACUGCUUUUAUAUUACACAUGGAAACUUACACACAUAAAAACAAACUGAGGUACAGAGCUGACAAAACCUCCUGUUACAUGCUGAAAUUAGCAGCCAAGUUUGGUUGUAUUACUGACAUGCUGCACAUAGCGAUGUAUUAUUACAAAACACUUAGACACAUAGAAACGUUAUCUAUUAUAGAGAUGAUCAAGGUCAAAUUAUCUCAGUCGUAUGUGAUGUAUAUGGGUAAUGUAGAUACAGAGAUGUAUACUGAGGCUGUAGGGGGACAGUCCUGGUCUACAAAGAUGAGACAGGCUGUAGCAUGGGGUAUCCUACUUGACAAUAGAAUCCAUUACAUCAGUGAAUUCUUAGCAGAGCAACAGUCUGCUCUACAGAAUGGCUGGGGUAUAUUAGGUUUCCCACCCUUUGUACUAUUAUACAUGCUAGAGAUCUUGUGCUACAGACACGUAGACACAAUGAGAGCACAAAAAGCUCUUGAUGAUCUACAGACCCUAGUUCACUAUGAUCAGGGGCAAUUUAUAGAUUUACGUUACAGAGACAUAUUAUGGCAGAUUCUGGGGAUCUGUCAACAGGCGACAGGGAACCUCCAGGCUGCUCUAUAUUCAUACCAACAAUCAUACCAACAAUCUCUCAGAAAAGAACCAUUUCAAAAAAUAAACACAGCUACAGAAAUGAGAAUACAGCAUGUUUGUCAAUGGAAUUCCUUAAUAACUUCAGUGUAA